Messenger RNA from Fonsecaea monophora, 867 nucleotides. RefSeq lists its product as hypothetical. The record is from RefSeq and is a predicted model, not a curated record. The coding region runs from base 1 to 867 and encodes 288 amino acids. Lineage: Eukaryota; Fungi; Ascomycota; Eurotiomycetes; Chaetothyriales; Herpotrichiellaceae. The transcript is spliced from 5 exons.
AUGAAUGGGAUGGGGAGGAUCUUGACAGGCUGGAUGCAAAGGUGGUCUCUGUCUCUGAGACACAAUACCCAGGCUGAAGACUUGCCGGAUCGGCAGAAUUCUCCCCGUCGUCAAGUCGAGGACUACCCUCAGGGUUACCCGCGGUUCUCUACCCUAGUCGCCACGCACAACGCCUUCCACGUGUACCGUCGCUUCUCGACCCUGCGGGCUCGUCUCCUCCUCCUGAAGCAGGACAAGUUGGCCGCGCUCGAGAAGCAGCUUGAGAUGGUCGACCAGCAGGAACCCAACCCGCUCUUUCUCGCGAGCUGCAGGCGGGACAAGAACGUGGAGCGAGAGGCCAUCUUAUCACGCAUCGAUACCGCUUUGGUGGAUUAUGGCAAGUUCACACCAUUUUCGUUUUCUCACGCCUCCCCUCUUUGUCUCGGGACUUUCGGAGAGGAAGCUUUGCUGAAGAGGGAGGACUUGGUGAGCAUUGCACCGUUGCCAGACGACGCUGUGGCCCGAGUCGAGGCCUGGCUGGCGGAUCGACUCAUACACUGUUGGAAAGAUUUUAGAGAGCUUCCAUUCCACAACGUCUCGAGGGAUCCCAACGUGUACAUCUGUACCAGCUCGGCGUUGACACGGGCGACUCGGUUCCUCAUCGCCGUCCUCCUGAUCCUUCUCCUGCUCAUCCCCAUGGUGAUUUGCAGCGCACAAAAGAACAUGACGGCGCGGAUCGUGGUUGUCGGCGUCGCGGCCAGUUUGUUCAUAGCGAUAGUCUCCGUCGUUAUCAAGGCAAGAUCCAUUGAGAUUUUCAUGGCUGGAGCGACAUAUGCCACCAUUCUGGUUGUUUUUGUUGCUGGCACCAAUGCGGGCAGCAAUUUCUGA